AUGACUUCUGAAUGUGCCCCCAAAAGUGAUACUCCUGAGUCCUGUUCUGGGGCAUCAGAAUAUCCCUCUGUUUCAACCUGUUCUACUGAGAUUCCCUGCCUCCCCAGUAACAGAGGAGCAUCCAGAUGUCAAACCCCAACAUUCUUCGCCAGGUCCUGUCGGCCCACAAGUCGCUUAGCAACUUGCUACGUACCUGGGAGCUGUAACAUCCCUUACUUUGUGGGUAGCUGUGGUUGGUGUGAGGAAGGAGCCUUCAACAGCAAUGAGAAGGAGACCAUGCAAUUCCUGAAUGACCGCCUGGCCUGCUACCUGGACAGGGUCCGAGGCCUGGAACAAGAGAAUGCAGACCUGGAAUGCAAAAUCCGAGAGCAGUGUGAACUAGAAGUGCCUCUUGUGUGUCCAGACUAUCAGUGUUACUUCAACACAAUUGAAAAUCUCCAGCAAAAGAUCUUGUGUACCAAGGCAGAGAAUUCUAGGUUGGCCGUUCAGAUUGACAACUUCAAAUUGGCAGCAGAUGACUUUAGAUCAAAGUAUGAGACUGAACUGUCUUUUCGCCAGCUAGUAGAGAACGACAUCAGCGGCCUCCGAAAAAUCUUAGAUGAUUUGACCCUAUGCAAAUGUGACCUAGAGGCGCACGUGGAAUCUUUGAAGGAGGAUCUGCUCUGUCUCAAGAAAAAUCAUGAUGAAGAAGUCGAUUUAUUAAGGGAACAGCUUGGGGACCGACUCAAUGUAGAGCUGGACACCACCCCACCUGUUGAUCUGAACAAGGUCCUGGAUGACAUGCGGUGCCAAUAUGAAGCAGUGGUUGCUGAUAACCGCAGAGAUGUUGAGCAAUGGUUCGCCCUUCAGACAGAGGAAUUGAGUCAGCAGCAGCUGACUAGCUCCGAGGAGCUCCAGUGCUGCCAAUCGGAGAUUCUUGAGCUGAAGAGGACAGCGAAUGCUCUGGAAAUUGAACUCCAGGCACAGCAUGGUUUGAUAGAAUCUCUGGAAUGCACCAAGGAAGAAACGGAGACACAAUAUAGCACUCAGCUGGCCCAGAUGCAAUGCCUGAUUGAUAACGUGGAGUCCCAGCUAGCUGACAUACGUUGUGACCUAGAGAGGCAGAACCAAGAAUAUCAGGUCCUCCUGGACAUGAAGGCACUGCUUGAGUGUGAGAUCACCACCUAUCGAAGCCUGCUGGAGAGUGAAGACUGCAAACUUCCCUGCCAUCCAUGUUCCUCAUCCUCUACCUCUGGCAACACCUGUGAACCCUGCACAGCCUGCUUGAUUUGUACAGUCGAAGGAUGCCGAGUCUGA
Trichosurus vulpecula (common brushtail) is the source of this 1296-nucleotide messenger RNA. RefSeq names its product keratin, type I cytoskeletal 40-like. Lineage: Eukaryota; Metazoa; Chordata; Mammalia; Diprotodontia; Phalangeridae. The transcript is spliced from 7 exons. The record is from RefSeq and is a predicted model, not a curated record. Bases 1 to 1296 code for a protein of 431 amino acids. Gene Ontology annotation, molecular function: structural molecule activity.